GGACUAUCAUAAUUUUCCUAAACAGUUUGGUAAAUAUGUCAAACAGCUGAUGUUCAAUUGAUAAGAUUCCUAAAUUGCUGCAGUUGGUAAAAUUAGAAAUAAUUUUUUUUUUCUUUUUAUAAUUUUUAUAUAUUUAUAAUAUUUUCUACUAUGCUAGAUUUAAUUAGAAAAAUAAAAGAGUAUGUUUAUCUUGCAUAUAAUAUUAUUUUGCAGAAAAUAUUAAGUAUAUAGAAAUGUUGUGCGACCGUUAUAACGGUUUAGCUGUGCAAUCUCUCCCUCCCUCUUUCCUCUCUCCCUCUUCUCUCUCCCUGCCUCCCUCCCUCAUUCCAAUCUAUCUUCAUACCUUUUCCUCGGAAAAUUAUAUUGUCUCUCUCUUCUGCAAACUCAAAUUAAACUCCAUUAAUGGUAGAAUUUUGAAGUUUAAAUGUCAUCGGGAGUUUCUGUUGAUUGAUAUUACCCCAUGGUAGUUGGUCACGUUUGCCUUGAAGGUAUCUAUGUGACCUGUGCUACAAAAUGUUUGAUUGUGGUUACAAGUCACAGUACAUUGGUGGCCAGAGGGAGAAAUUUGUGAGAUUGGAUGAUUUGGACUCUACAUUGUCAUUGGAAACUAGCAUUACGGCAAACAGAGGAAUGAAGAAAUUCUGGUUGAGUUUAGAAGGAUUCUCCCUUAGCGGGAGCGGAGCGAAGAAUCCUAGACAAUCUUUCACGGUUGGGAUGAAAAAGGGAUCAGAAGGACUGAUAACAAUUGGUCGACAUAUAAAAACUGGAGUCACUCGUGCAGUAUUUCCUGAGGAUCUUAAAGUGUCUGAGAAAAUGAUAUUUGAUCCUCAAGACAAAUCUCUCCUCCUAUGGAAUAGGCUUUUUGUCAUGUCCUGCAUUCUCGCAGUGUCUGUUGAUCCUUUGUUCUUUUAUCUACCAGUCUUUAACUAUAAAAUGGCGUGUCUGGGCAUGGAUACAAAGCUAGCAGCCGCAAUUACGUCUGUCCGGACAAUGCUUGAUGCUUUCUAUCUGCUUCGGAUGGCACUUCAGUUUCGUACAGCUUAUGUUGCGCCAUCGUCGAGGGUCUUUGGCCGAGGUGAACUUGUCAUAGAUCCUGCACAGAUUGCUGCCCGUUAUUUAGGUCGUUAUUUCACAGCUGAUUUCCUUUCUGUGCUCCCCUUCCCACAGAUAGUGGUAUGGAAAUAUCUUAAUAACAAAAAAAAAGGUUCAGAGGUAUUGGCUACUAAACGAACGUUGUUAGGUCUCGUCUUUCUUCAAUACAUCCCAAGAUUUCUCCGCUUUGUUCCUUUGGCUUCAGACCUAAAAAAGACAGCUGGUGCUUUUGCUGAUAGUGCCUGGGCUGGUGCUGCAUACUAUUUGCUUUGGUACUUGCUUGCCAGUCAUAUAGCUGGGGCUUUCUGGUACUUACUAGCUGUCGAACGCAAGGACACAUGCUGGCAGAAAGCUUGCACUGAAAGUAUAAAAUGUGACAUAAGCUUCUUAUACUGUGGAAAUAAGAUAUUGCCAGGUUUCCAUGAGUGGCGAAGAGUCAGCGAUGAUGUCCUUUCAAACAACUGUAGUGUAGAUGAUGAUGGCAAUUCAUCAUUUCAUUAUGGAAUCUACACACAAGCUAUGUCAUCAGACAUUGUAGCUUCAAGGAAAUUCGUCACUAAAUUCUUUUACUGUUUAUGGUGGGGCUUGCAGAACUUGAGUACACUUGGUCAGGGUCUUCAAACCAGCACCUAUCCUUUAGAGGUUCUAUUUUCCAUUGCAAUAGCCAUUUCUGGGCUUAUCCUCUUUGCGCUUCUGAUUGGAAACAUGCAGACCUACCUUCAGUCCAUUACAAUUCGUCUAGAGGAGAUGAGAAUCAAAAGGCGUGAUUCGGAGCAAUGGAUGCAUCAUCGCUUGCUUCCAGAGGAGCUCAAGGAGCGAGUCAGGCGAUAUGAUCAAUACAAAUGGUUGGAAACUCGGGGAGUGGAUGAAGAAAGUUUGGUCCAAAAUCUACCAAAAGAUCUCAGAAGAGAUAUCAAGAGACAUCUUUGUUUAAAUUUGGUCAGAAGGGUUCCUCUAUUUGCCAAUAUGGAUGAAAGGCUGCUAGAUGCUAUAUGUGAAAGACUGAAGCCAAGUCUAUACACAGAGCAAACUUAUAUAGUCCGUGAAGGUGACCCUGUCGAUGAGAUGCAAUUCAUUAUUCGUGGCCGUCUAGAGAGUGUGACUACUGAUGGUGGAAGGAGUGGAUUUUUCAACAGAGGAUUCCUAAAAGAAGGAGAUUUUUGUGGAGAAGAGCUUCUAACUUGGGCACUAGACCCUAAAGCUGGUACUAGCUUACCAUCAUCUACAAGAACAGUCAUGGCCCUAACUGAAGUAGAGGCUUUUGCCUUAGAAGCUGAAGAGCUGAAAUUUGUUGCAAGUCAGUUCAGGCGUCUUCAUAGCAGGCAAGUGCAGCAAACAUUCCGUUUUUACUCACAGCAAUGGAGGACUUGGGCUGCCAUAUUAAUACAAGCUUCUUGGCGUAAGUAUGCAAGGAGGAAAGCGGCAGAACUGCGUAUGCAAGAAGAAGCAGCAGAAUAUGAUGAGGAAGAUGAUGAUGGUGACGACGACGAGAAGGCGUUAGUUCCACCAAGUAGUUUGUGCAGGCUUGGUGCGACAUUUCUUGUUUCUCGGUUUGCAGCCAACGCUCUUCGUGCACACAGGCUUCGCAGCGCAAGUAGUGGUCCAAGUUUGCUGACGCCACAGAAGCCCCCGGAACCUGACUUUAGCGUAGAUGAGUAGCAUGCUAAAGCUUUAUGCACCAUAUCAUGGUCACAGAAGGAAUUGUUUGCAGUUUUUAUUUUAACCCAUUAGAAUGCCACAGAAUUUCACACGAGUGCCUGUGAUUGUACAGAGGAUCGAGGUUUAAUUUGUGAAUUAAUGGACGUAAAUUUCACACGGGUUAAAAAUUUUACAAUAUAUAUAAUAGUUUUAUUAUACUCAUUGAGUUUGACGUAGUUUACAUCGUAAUUAGUCUCUCCAUGUUUAAAAGGAUUUUGAUAAUUUCUUUUAUUUGUA
Molecule: messenger RNA, 3027 nt
Organism: Manihot esculenta (cassava)
Lineage: Eukaryota; Viridiplantae; Streptophyta; Magnoliopsida; Malpighiales; Euphorbiaceae
Product: putative cyclic nucleotide-gated ion channel 7
Exons: 8
Coding region: 514-2751 (745 amino acids)
Biological process (GO): transmembrane transport; monoatomic ion transport
Cellular component (GO): membrane
Molecular function (GO): protein binding; monoatomic ion channel activity
Source: RefSeq, a predicted model, not a curated record